Pelobates cultripes (western spadefoot toad) is the source of this 189-nucleotide messenger RNA. NCBI's taxonomy places the organism in Eukaryota, Metazoa, Chordata, Amphibia, Anura, Pelobatidae. The record is from the annotation of a GenBank genome assembly.
AUGGAAGAGACACAGACUUCAUCAGACUUGCAAGCCAUGACUGCCGCAGCGGUAGCUGCCUCUAUGAAGAAGGAUUUUUCCAAAACGUUACUGACGGAACAUGACACCGCAAAGCCCAUAUCCAAAAGGGCCCAUUACGUGGCAGAUUCAGAGGACUCUGACUCCUCCAGGGAACGGAUCUCAACCUAA